ACCAGGGCUCAGCGCUCGAGGAAACGCGAGGCCCUGCACCAACAGGAGGCAGAGUCUGGCCCAAGGAUUCUAACCCGAGUCCACAGGCCCCCAAAAACCACCACUGGAGAGGUCUUCGAGUCCGCGGCCAGACUCCCCAGUCCCAGCGGCAGCACUGUCCUCGCCGGACCCCCCCGCAGGACGCUGGGCUGCCGCGGGCGCGGGGCCACAGCGGCUCCCGCGGAGAGGACGAGGCCGUCUCAGGACAGCGCUGGGGGAACGCGAGGAGGGACCCCGCCUCCUCCCAGCGCCCGGAGAGCCCGCUGCGCGCCACCCCGCUGCCGGCCAGCCCCGUCUCCCGGCACCGCCUCGGCCUCGGCGCCAGCCCGCGGCGGGGAGUCCUCGGGGCCCGGGGACGCCCGUCCAGCCCCGCCGGGAGCCAGGCCUGGGUGCAGGGCUCUCCGCAGCCGUCCCCUUAACCGGCGGCGGCAGGCAGCAUUCCGAGGACAGCCUCAGGGCCCGCCGCCGGCGGUCGGUCAGACGCCCCUCGAGGCACCGCCGACGGGUCCUGCCGACGCCAGGAGAGUGUCCAGUCGGCGGACCGCACGGCACAGAGCAUCCGGGCCGACGCGGCAAGGAAAGGGGACCUCCGUCCCACAGCCCCGAGGAACUGCUGCCACCUGCGCGAGCUGGGAAGCAGACUCUUCCCGAGGCCUCACGAGAACACUCGAUCUCGGCCUUGGGGGACCCGGAGCAGAGAACCCAGCCGAGCCUGCACGGCUGACCACGUGACUGUGCUGCCAGCUUGCCGAGCAAGAACAGAAAAUCCCGCCUCCCAACAACUCGGGGCCGCACAGACGAGGAGAAGGAGGCGGGGGGAACGGGCAGAGCCUAGGAUCAAGCCCACAGGCCUCUCACUACCCCUCACGGGGCGGGCGGGCACGCCUCCUCGGUCUCACCCCUGCUGGGGACGCAGGCAGCGGAGGGGCCCCCGCAGGAGCCGUCAGAACGUCGGGCCGGCUCUGCAGACUCGGCCCUGCGCCCCGGGCGGACGGGAAAGACCCAGAGCGGAGGAGGCACGCGGGUCCCGCUGCCUCCGGGAGGCGCUGCGGGCCGGCCGGGGCGAUCGGAGGGGACAGACCGGGAGCGCGGGCCGAUGGCGGCGGCGAGGCCGAGGGGAGACGCGCACCUCCGCCCCUCGGCCGGGCGGACGCCUCCCGGGCCUCUCAGCUGUCCAUGCCGCCCGCUGCCCACGCCAGCUCUGAGGAAGACUGAGUCCCCGCCAAGGGCUCCCGGGAGCACGGGCCGCACUCGGGGACGGUCGAGCGGCGCGAGCUCCUGUCCCGCGGGCCCAGAGCGGAGCGCCCGCGCUUACAGAAGCCGGGGAGCGGCCGGAGGCCAGCCCCGGGACCCCGAGGCGGCGGCGCCCGCCCCGUCCUGCGCGGAACCCCGCCCGCAAGGCUGCUCCCGCCCUGCCACCCCGCCCGCCGGCGCGAGCGGCCCCGCCUCGGCGGGCUCUCCUGAGAGCCGCAGCCCUGGCACCGCCGACAGCGCCAGGCCUCCCCCCCGGCCGCUGCGUCCUGUAAGGGAGCCUCGGGGUCCCCUCCUACAGACGGGGAAACUGAGGCUCGGAGAACUCGAGCCACACGGAAGGAGGGCUCGGGCGGGCCCCCACCGCCGGCUGACCCGAGGCUCCGCUCUCCCUCGGAGCUCCCGCCCUCCGGCCGCUCGCCGCGCGGUAACCGAGCCCCGCCGCGGGGCGCGGAGGCGGCAGGAGGGCGCGGCCGGCCUGGCUCCCCGCCGUUCCAGCCCGGGCGCGCGGGGGACCGAGACGGCGCCGGCGGAGGUUCCAGAGGCCGCCAGAACGCGGGGCGUUCCCGCCACUCACCUGUGGGGUCCGCAACGUCGCUCGCCUCAGGGACCGAGGCCGCCGUUCGGCUUCUGGGCGCCGAAACGUAGGCAUCAAGGCAUUUAUUGAGCGCCCAGUGGAUGCCAGGCACUGCGCUGCGUGCUGCUACCUAAGGGACAACGGCCGAGGCAGCCCAGCAGGGAAGCCGUGAUCGAAAAGGAGCGGGUCUCAGCGGUCGGCCACUUUUUC
Messenger RNA from Equus quagga, 2077 nucleotides. Its product is annotated as proline-rich protein 2-like. The transcript is spliced from 2 exons. Lineage: Eukaryota; Metazoa; Chordata; Mammalia; Perissodactyla; Equidae. The record is from RefSeq and is a predicted model, not a curated record. The coding region runs from base 1136 to 1957 and encodes 273 amino acids.